Molecule: messenger RNA, 1491 nt
Organism: Nerophis lumbriciformis (worm pipefish)
Lineage: Eukaryota; Metazoa; Chordata; Actinopteri; Syngnathiformes; Syngnathidae
Source: RefSeq, a predicted model, not a curated record
AUGCUGAGGCUGAUUUUCCUGGCCGCGCUCGCCGGUCUCUCACGAGCAAGCGACGUGCUCGAAUACACCGACGCUGACUUUGACAGCAGCAUUGAAGACCAAGAACUCAUCCUUGUGGAAUUUUACGCCCCGUGGUGUGGUCAUUGUAAACGUCUCGCUCCCGAGUACGAGGCUGCGGCUACGCGACUGAAAGGCAUCGUCCCCCUGGCUAAGGUUGACUGCACAGCUAACAGCCAGGUCUGUAGUAAAUAUGGUGUCAGCGGGUACCCCACUCUGAAAAUCUUCAGGGCCGGAGAGGUAUCUGGGCCUUACGAUGGACCCAGAUCUGCAGAUGGCAUUGUGAGUUUCCUGAAAAAGCAGGCCGGACCCGCCUCUGUGGAGAUCGCCGAUGAGGAGGCAUUCCAGAAGUUUGUCGCAGAUAAAGACGCCAGCGUUGUUGGCUUCUUUGCUGACAGCCAAAGCACAGCGUAUGCAGAGUUUCAGAAGGCUGCAAGCGACCUGAGGGAGAAUUACCGCUUCGGCCACACCAGCAUAGAGGCGCUCCUAAAGAGUCAAGGCGUAGAUGGAGAGGGUGUCAUCCUAUUCCGCCCACCAAGACUCAGCAACAAGUUUGAAGACAGUUCGGUCAAGUUCAGCGAGGGGUCGUUAACAAAAAACAAAAUCAAGACAUUUAUUAAGGAGAAUGUUUUUGGAAUCUGCCCCCACAUGACUGAUGACAACAAAGACCAGCUGAGGGGAAAAGACCUGAUGGUGGCCUACUAUGAUGUGGAUUAUGACAAAAAUCCCAAGGGUUCCAACUACUGGAGGAAUAGAGUGAUGAAGGUCGCCAAGAGCUUUGUAGACCAGGGCAAGAAGCUCAGCUUCGCCGUGGCUAACAAGCUGUCGUUCAGUCACGACUUGUCUGAGUUUGGUCUGGAUAGCGCCACUGGAGAGCUCCCCCUGGUGGCCUUACGCACUGUCAGUGGUGACAAAUACGUCAUGACCGAGGAGUUUACUCGUGACGGAAAAGCGCUCGAGAAGUUCUUGCAGGAUUACUUUGACGGCAAACUGAAGCGUUACCUGAAGUCUGAGCCUAUCCCGGAGAACAACGACGGACCCGUAAAGGUUUUGGUGGCCGAGAACUUCGAUUCCAUCGUUAACGACGACAGCAAAGACGUGCUUGUCGAGUUCUACGCCCCGUGGUGCGGACACUGCAAGAGCCUGGAGCCCAAAUACACGGAGCUUGGAGAGAAACUUGCCAACGAUCCCAAUGUAAUCAUCGCUAAGAUGGACGCCACGGCGAAUGACGUGCCCUCGCCUUAUGAAGUCAGCGGAUUCCCAACAAUCUACUUUUCACCAGCUGGUAGUAAGAUGAACCCAAAGAAGUAUGACGGAGGUCGUGAGGUUAAAGACUUUAUUUCCUACCUGAAGAAGGAGGCGUCCAACCCCUUGGUGAUGCAGGAGGAAACCAAGAAGAAAAAGAAGAGGGGCGGUGAUGAUGGUGACCUAUAA